This is a messenger RNA of Ostertagia ostertagi, 669 nucleotides long. Lineage: Eukaryota; Metazoa; Nematoda; Chromadorea; Rhabditida; Trichostrongylidae. The record is from the annotation of a GenBank genome assembly.
AUGGAGGACCCUCGGGAGAGGGCAUACAAGGCGGUGGCCUAUUCAGCGGUCACAUUCUCUCUCGUCGCUAUUCUCUCAGUUUGUAUCACCAUGCCUAUAGUAUACAACUUCGUAGAUCACGUACAACAACAAACGAAACGCGAUCUCCAGUUUUGCAAGUCGUCGGCAAGAGACAUCAUGACGGAGAUCAGUCACAAGAAGCCCGCUUCGUUUGCGUCAUUUGCGGCGAACGCUACCAAUGCGAGAGCGAAGAGGCAGGCUGGCUCAUGUGCCUCAUGCUGCAAACCUGGACAUCCUGGACGCCCUGGUUUGCCAGGCAGAAACGGAAAGCCCGGAAUUCCUGGAGCACCAGGCCGACCAGGUGCACCUGGACGACCACCAAUUGUAUGUGAAGAGCUUGACAUUCCUCCAUGUAACCCAUGUCCACCAGGACCACCUGGACCACCAGGACCAAACGGACCUCCUGGCAGCCCAGGAAGAGCCGGAAGUCCUGGUCGACCUGGUAAUCCAGGACCUCCUGGAGCGCCUGGACCAAAUGGACCAUCCGGACAACCCGGAACACCUGGAUCAGACGGAGAGAAGGGAGAACCUGGACGACCUGCUCAGAGUACAAACGCCAUUCCGGGAGAUCCCGGACCACCCGGAGAACCAGGUUGGUUACUGCCUUGA